GUAAUUUUAUCCUCGCACACAAAUCAUAUAGUUACACUCAAUUGCUUUAGCCUGAAGACUCUAGUAGUUCGUACAGUUACAAAAAUGAAGCAAGAAAAAACAGAUUGUAAAGAAAAGAGCAGACGAACACCGCUCGAUCGCUUGUGUUGUAUGACUGGGUUGGUGCUGUCCAUCGCUUGUAGUAUCGCAAUUAUUCAUGUGGAAUUCAGGAUUCAGGAGCAACAACGGCUGAUAUCACAAACAACGACAAUCUAUGAUCAGAUGGAGACUGAAAUACUGCGAAAACUUCAGCAGAAUUACAAACGUUGGGGAGAUCCGAGAGGCAAAACCUGGCAGAAAAACACGGGUAGGUUUAACGGAUCAUGUUUACUGUAGGUAGUGUCGACCGAUCUAUCGGUCGAUAUAGCGGUCGAUAGUCGCGGUCGACACUCGGUCGAUAUAGCGAAGGGUGACGUUUGUUGAUAGAAAUUAAACCGCUUUUGAAGUCGCUUGAGUAGUUAAUAUGUUUCUUUUAUUUUCAUUGAUACUCGUUUAGGUCACAAAGAGAGCAAUUUAAGGCAAAAGCGAAGUGUUUCAUCGACCAUUAGACAUGGUGGUCCCACAGUAACACCUUCUUAUGUACAACUGCUGAUACGAGACGAGCUGAGACUUCUACAGAACCAAAUCUGCGCUAAAGAUCACGUAUUGUGCCGUGCAGGACCAAGAGGAAAACCGGGCCGCCGAGGAAGACCCGGGAGCCCUGGGAAGCAUGGCCCCCAGGGAAUUCCAGGACUAAUGGGAAUAAAGGGAGAUCCAGGAGUACAGGGGGAUGUGGGACCACCCGGACCAAGAGGCCCUCGAGGAGAGAAGGGUCAGAAAGGCGAACAGGGAAAGUCAAUUUCCGCCCCCUUUUUCAUCGAAGCUCCUGCUGAAAAGACAGUCAAAGAAGGCCAAAGAGCAGUUUUGAAAUGUACAGUUGACGGAUAUCCACAACCGAGGGUCACCUGGUCCAGGGAAAGAACGACUCUGCCUCUUGGGCGUUACGUGACUGGACCCAGUAACGCUCUGAUCUUAAAAGAUGUAAAACCAGAAGAUACUGGAAUCUACAGCUGUAGCGCAGAAAACCUGCUGGGAAGUGCUAACGCCUCAGCACAAUUAACAGUGCAAUGUAAGUUUUAUCGCUCACGAAGUCUUUUGGAAGCUUAUGCGAACAAUUCGUGUCAAAAGAUAACUUCCCAAUCCUUGCCUUUAUAACAUUGGUGCAUUUUAACAACAAGUAGGCACUAGAGUAAUUAAAGCAAAUCGUCUCUUCAAGACUUGGUAGUUCUAAAGCAUUCAUCUUCAUUCAUUUGUUUUCUCUGGUUAUAUUUCAACAGUUGCUCCGCGGUUAUCAAUCAGUUCCAGUCGAGUGAUGGCGGAGGAGGGACAAAACAUCAACAUUGCCUGCAGUGCUACUGGUCAGCCGCAGCCUAUUAUCACGUGGUCAAAAGCGAUCGGUGAUUUACCUGUCGGAGCUGUGGUUAGUUCUACAGCAUUGAAAGUCAACGACGUGAAAAAACAGGACGGAGGAACCUAUGUGUGUAGAGCAAAGAAUAUUCUUGGAACUGUUCAGGGGACAGCUCAACUGAUGGUUUUCUCUCGUCUGCGUUUUAAAGCUCGUCCACCAUUGGAAACUACUCCUAAGCUUGGGUACCCUGUUCGUUUUCCUUGUGUAACCGAAAGUGAGCUGAGCACCACAGUCACAUGGUUAAAGGAUGGCAAUCCAUUACUUCCGGUUGAUUCUAACAUUUUACGGAACAACACACUGGUUAUUUCCAACGUGAAAAAUACACACGUUGGAUCAUACACUUGUAGAGCAAGCAAUGCUUUGUUAACAAUCGAAGCAAUCGUUGAAAUAAAGACUCCAACUGUUUCUUCCUGUUCUGUGGUACGGAAGUACAUCAGUAGCUCGAGCGGAAGUUACGUCAUUGACCCAGAUGGGAACGGAGGACUGGCAUCGUUUACUGUGUAUUGUGACAUGAGCGACAAAAAUGGAGUUGGCGUGACAGUUAUAAGUCAUGACAGUGAGAGCAGAACACUAGUGGACGGAUAUGAAGGAGAUGGUGAAUACUCACGCAAUAUUCAUUACCCAGGAGCAACUUUUUCGCAGCUGGCGAAACUUACUGAUGUGUCUACUACCUGUGAGCAGUUCAUCAAAUAUGAAUGCUAUCAUUCUAUCCUACUCAGCAACACAGGCUGGUGGGUGUCACGUAACUCCUCUAAAAUGACAUAUUGGGGAGGAGCCUCGCCGGGAAGCAAUAAGUGCGCAUGCGGAAUGACCAACUCAUGUGCAAACUCCGGGAGAAAAUGUAACUGUGAUGAGAAUGACGCAGUGUGGCGUGAGGACAGCGGUCUUCUCACGGACAAGACACAACUGCCAGUCAAACAGCUCAGGUUUGGAGACACAACAGAAUACGGUGGUCAUGAUGAGAAAGGCUACCACACUCUGGGGAAACUUAGAUGUUACGGAAUAGCAAGUGAAUAG
Messenger RNA from Porites lobata, 2503 nucleotides. NCBI's taxonomy places the organism in Eukaryota, Metazoa, Cnidaria, Anthozoa, Scleractinia, Poritidae. The record is from the annotation of a GenBank genome assembly.